This is a messenger RNA of Bursaphelenchus okinawaensis, 3335 nucleotides long. The record is from the annotation of a GenBank genome assembly. NCBI's taxonomy places the organism in Eukaryota, Metazoa, Nematoda, Chromadorea, Rhabditida, Aphelenchoididae.
AUGUGCGUAUGUUUGGUUGAGGAAAUGCGAGGAAAAGACAAUUAUUUUCAUUACAAAUGUCUUCAUGUACAUGUAAGUUGGGAAAUUUAUUUAUAUAUUAGCUUGUACUGGUAAUAAGUGGAUUUUAUUGAUCAUUGUUAGCUUGUACUGGCUAAAGCUAGCUUGUACUGACAACAACUAGCUUUUACUGGCGAUAUAGCUAGGUCUUAUUAACUAUAGAUAUCUUGUAUUGGCAAUAGUUAGCUUGUACUAGCUUGAACUAACUUUUACUGGCUAUAGCUAUCUAGUACUGGCUAUAGCUAGCUUGAACUGGUCAUAGCUAACUUGUACUACUUAUAGCUAUCUGAUACUAGCCAUAACUAACUCAUACUGGCCAUAGCUAUCUUUUAUUGUCUUUAAGUAGCUUUUACUGGCCAUAGCUAGCUUGUACUAAUUAUAAAUGGCUUGUACUGACCUUAUAUUUAGCUUUUACUGCUCAUACCUAUCAUCUACUAGCCAUACCUAGCUUUUAAUGGCUAUAUCUAGCUCGUACUCAAUAUAGGUAGCUCGUACCGGCCAUAGCUAGCUUGUACUGGCUAUAUCAAGGUAGCACUGGACAUAGCUACCUCGUACUUGCUAUAGCUAGAUCGUACUACCAAUAUCUAGCCCACUAGCCAUAUCUAACUCAUAAAAACUCUAAAUGCCACCAAUUUUAUCAUUUAUUACCAAAAAGUACCUAAAAAUCAUUCUAAAGCACCAUUUCCAGAACCUAGUCUUCGUACUAUCUCUUCUUGGCAUCAUACUACAUUCUACAGGCAUAGUAUUCUUAAUUUUUGCAUUUGAAAUUAUUCAUUGGAUACCAUUAAUUGUAACUAUUGUCGGACUAAUAGCAUGGACAAUCUUAUUCAUGGGCAAUAUCUUCGGACUUCCAGUCACUAACAUCAUAUUUUUGCUCAUUUUCGUAAGUUUUUUAUGUUUUUUAAAGAUUUUAGGUUUUUUAGGCUUGGCAAGGACUUAUGAAGGUUUAAAAGCGUACUUGGCAAAAAAUUUGGGUUGUUUUACUAUAAAAUGACAUUUUUUCUAGAAUAGUCUAAGAAAUUUUAGUGGAUUUUAAUGUUCAAAGCGUCAUAACUUAAUAUUGAGAGAUGGUUUGACAGCCAUUUUUGCUUAAAACAUGUUUUUUGUAAAGCUCGAGCCAGAGUCAAUUGCACUGGUGACGUCAAAUUUCAAACAUUUUUUAAACAUCUGAAAUUUUUAUCAUGAAGGUUUUAGACAAUGCUGAGUACAAAAAUACAAUUUUUUUUAUUUUUGGUUACUGUAUUGUGGAGUACUGUAAGAUUACGGUAGAAUUUAUAUCUCCAUAACGAAUAGUUGUAGAGACAUGGCGUCUUCACUAUCGUUUAGUACGACCACAAUACAGUAUUUCUUAUGUUAGAGUCAAAGUUCCAUGUAUAAUUUUACCGUAGUAAAAAUUCGUAUCUUGUGUCGUAAUUACAGUAACCCACAAAUAAUAAAAAAAUGGUUCGCGAUACCUCUCUUUUUUAUUUUAGUUUACUACUCUACAUGUUAUUGCGGUUCGAAUGAUAUACAAUUCAAAAAAAAUUUUUGACACAUCUGGGGUCAAAGGUCAAGUUGAAGUUGGUCGACCCUAUAUGUAUUUCGAAAAAAAAAUUUAAAACUAAGUAAAAACUAAGUGGUGAAAGGUACGCCAGCAAAAAAACGGUUGCCCAUACCUAUGGGCGAUUUUUUUGCAAGUCCGUCCCUGACUUUUUCAGUCCUACCUGACCCUACCCCUCACCUUUUUGGCCCUAUCCGACCCUACCCUUGAUUUUUUGGCCCUACCUGACCCUACCCUUGACCUUUUUGGCCCUACGUGACCCUACCCCUGACACUUUUGGCCCUACCCAAGUCCACCCGUGAUCUUUUCAGUCCUACCCGACAAAGGUUCGGAUAGGGCCAAAAAGGUGAGGAGUAGGGUCAGGUAGGACUGAAAAGGCCAGGGGUGGACUUGGGUAGGGCCAAAAGUGUCAGGGGUAGGGUCACGUAGGGCCAAAAAGGUCAAGGGUAGGGUCAGGUAGGGCCAAAAAAUCAAGGGUAGGGUCGGAUAGGGCCAAAAAGGUGAGGGGUAGGGUCAGGUAGGACUGAAAAAGUCAGGGACGGACUUGCAAAAAAAUCGCCCAUAGGUAUGGGCAACCGUUUUUUUGCUGGCGUACCUUUCACCACUUAGUUUUUACUUAGUUUUAAAUUUUUUUUUCGAAAUACAUAUAGGGUCGACCAACUUCAACUUGACCUUUGACCCCAGAUGUGUCAAAAAUUUUUUUUGAAUUGUAUAUCAUUCGAACCGCAAUAACAUGUAGAGUAGUAAACUAAAAUAAAAAAGAGAGGUAUCGCGAACCAUUUUUUUAUUAUUUGUGGGUUACUGUAAUUACGACACAAGAUACGAAUUUUUACUACGGUAAAAUUAUACAUGGAACUUUGACUCUAACAUAAGAAAUACUGUAUUGUGGUCGUACUAAACGAUAGUGAAGACGCCAUGUCUCUACAACUAUUCGUUAUGGAGAUAUAAAUUCUACCGUAACCUUACAGUACUCCACAAUACAGUAACCAAAAAUAAAAAAAAUUGUAUUUUUGUACUCAGCAUUGUCUAAAACCUUCAUGAUAAAAAUUUCAGAUUUUUAAAAAAUGUUUGAAAUUUGACGUCGCCAGUGGGAUCACGAUUUAUAAAAAACGUGUUUUAAUAAUAAGAUAAAAGUCUUAUUAACAUAUCAAAAAAGGUUUGAGAUAGUUUAAUUUAGUUUCCACUUUGAUUUUGAGGCAAAAAGUUAUGUUAACCAUCAAAAUUUUGAGGAAAAAUGGCGACAUUUUUAAAAAAUCCUUUAAAAACCGAAUUUUUUGGAUUUGAAAUUACCCAAACUUUACUCAAAAUCAUUUUCCAGGUUCCCCUAGGCAUUUCAGCAGUAUUUAUUUUCACCUACACGAGUUUGCUCCUCUCGUAUCGAUGGUUCAAACAGUUUCUCCCCUCAAUUCCCUCUCGCAAAUACCAUUUGGAAAGUGUAAUCGAUGAAAACCUAUAUGCUCCCAAGUUUUACAUGCUCCUACUGACAAUACCAGCCGAGAUAUUAAUAAUCUUUGUGGUUUAUUUCGUAAUUACCGUGGUAUUUCGAGAUUACGUCCAUUCGACCGAGAUGCACUAUCCCCAACAUAACUAUUUGGAAGCCAAAGCUAGUGCAAAUCCAACGGAAAAUACGCAGGAAACGUGUUUCGAUGAAGCGUUGGAUGUGGGAAUGAUAAAUCAGGAGACUGGAGAGAUUUACAACGAUAUUACUAUUGAUUCCGGCUAUAUUGUUAGUGUUUAG